This is a messenger RNA of Drosophila suzukii, 957 nucleotides long. It is a transcript of the gene GstT3, whose product is annotated as Glutathione S transferase T3. Gene Ontology annotation, cellular component: cytoplasm. Gene Ontology annotation, molecular function: glutathione transferase activity. Gene Ontology annotation, biological process: glutathione metabolic process. The record is from RefSeq and is a predicted model, not a curated record. Lineage: Eukaryota; Metazoa; Arthropoda; Insecta; Diptera; Drosophilidae.
ACUCAUUCGCUGGCUCAGUUCAGAAGAAUUCAGAUCUCGCGAUGUCGCUGUCGUUUUUGGCCAGUUUACUUGGACUCAGCAAUGACGAGGAUCAGCUGCAAUUGGCCUUUGACGAGGUGGAACGAGCCAGAGUUCCCUUUCGACAGGCAACGAACCUGAAAAUGUCUUCCCCGAUUCGCUACUACUAUGACCUGAUGUCGCAGCCCUCGAGGGCGUUGUUCAUUAUCUUCCGACUGAGCAACAUGCCCUUCGAAGACUGUGUGGUGGCCCUGCGGAAUGGCGAGCACUUGACCGAAGACUUCAAGCAGCAGAUUAACCGCUUCCAGCGCGUGCCCUGCAUCCACGACAAUGGCUACAAGCUGGCGGAGAGCGUGGCCAUCCUGCGCUACUUGAGCGCCAAGGGCAAGAUCCCGGAGCACCUCUAUCCCAAGUACUUUGUGGACCAGAGUCGCGUGGACGAGUUCCUUGAGUGGCAGCACAUGUCCCUGCGGCUCACGUGCGCCAUGUACUUCCGCACCGUGUGGCUGGAGCCGCUCCUGACCGGACGCACUCCCUCCGAGGCCAAGAUCGAGACCGUCCGCAUGCACAUGGAGCGCAAUCUGGACGUGGUCGAGGAGGUCUGGCUGGAGGGCAAGGACUUCCUCACCGGAUCCGCACUCUCCGUGGCGGACAUCUUUGCAGCCUGCGAAAUCGAACAGACACGCAUGGCUGACUACGAUGUUAGGAUCAAGUAUCCCAAAAUUCGGGCGUGGCUGAAGAGAGUGCGCCAGAGCUGCAACCCGCACUAUGAUGUGGCCCACGAGUUCGUCUACAAGAUCUCGGGAACGGGUCCACAGGCCAAGCUCUAAGAGCCACGAUUCACCGUGCCAUUUUGUACAUAGAUCAUUACCAUUUACGGGGACAGAUAUAUAGUUAAUAAACCUUGGGGUAAUUAAAACAACUUGCUUCCGGUUUAUA